Aptenodytes forsteri (emperor penguin) is the source of this 3963-nucleotide messenger RNA. RefSeq names its product collagen type XVI alpha 1 chain (gene COL16A1). NCBI's taxonomy places the organism in Eukaryota, Metazoa, Chordata, Aves, Sphenisciformes, Spheniscidae. The record is from RefSeq and is a predicted model, not a curated record.
AUGAGGGGUCUCUGGGCCCUCGCACUCGCAGGGCUCGUCAGCACCUGCGAGGGGAAGGAGCUGCCGCCAGCGGAAGGGGAGCCGUGCCCGCAGCUCUGGGACGAGGAUCUGGUAGGGGACAAGUAUGAGAACAUAACGGGUUUUAACCUGAUUAAAAGGUUCGACCUGCUGAAGAUCUCCUCCAUCAAGAAAGUCCGCAACCCGAGGGGGCCGGUGGUGCUGCGGCUGGGCGCCGUGCCGCUGGUCCAACCCACGCAGCAGGUGUUUCCCCACGGGCUGCCCCCCGCCUUCACCCUCGUCCUCACCUUGCUGCUGAAGAAGAACAGCACCGGGGAGCAUUGGUAUCUCUUCCAGGUCACCGACCGGCAGGGCUACCCCCAGCUCUCCCUGGCCGUGCACGGCCCCGAGAAGAGCCUGGAGUUUCAGGCCAGGGCGCCGGGGACCACGUUUGUCAGCGCCGUCUUCGCGGGGAAGGCCGUGGCGUCCCUCUUCGAUGGGCGGUGGCACAAGGUGGUGGUGGCUGUGCAGAGCCGCGCCAUCUCCGUCCACCUCGACUGUGCCUCCAUCUCCUCCAAGCCUCUGGCACCCCGGCGGGCGCUGGCCCUGGAGGGCAACACCUUCCUGGGGCUGGAUGCCAUGCGCGGCACCCCGAUCCGGUUCGACAUCCAGCAAGCUCAGAUCUACUGUGACGCCGAGCUGGCCAGGCAGGAAGGGUGCUGCGAGAUCUCAGCCAGUGGGUGCCUUGUGGAAGUGCCCAAGACCCGUCGGCAAGCAGAGCUGAUGCAGAGCAGCAACCUCAUCGAGAUCUCGCCGCAGCCCGAGGGCCGGGUGUACACCCGCUGCUUCUGCCUGGAGGAGCCGCUGGGCGCGGUGAGCUCCCGGCAUCGCUCCGGCAGCCUGGCACAGGUCCCCAUCCCGUGCCCACCCUGCUCACCGCAGACGGCCUCGGCAAAUGUCACGCUUGGUCCCCCGGGUCCAAAGGGCGGGAAGGGCGAGCGCGGCCUGCCCGGCACCGCUGGUGGCAAGGGGGAGAAAGGCGACCGCGGGCUCCCGGGGGCAGCCGGCGCUGACGGGCAGAAGGGCCAGAAGGGUGAGAAGGGCGAGAAAGGCGACGGGGGACUGCAGGGCAAGCCGGGGCGCCCGGGGCGCGAUGGCCGGCCCGGAGAGAUUUGUGUGGUGGGCCCCAAGGGCCAGAAGGGUGACCCUGGCCUCGUGGGACCCGAGGGGCUGGCCGGUGAGCCGGGUCCCCCAGGGAAGCCAGGCUCUCCAGGGAUCGGCUUUCCGGUAUGGAGCCCCGGCGACCCUGGUGGCCCCCCAGGUCCAAAGGGAGAAAAGGGCAGCUUGGGAGCUCCUGGACCCGGAGGAUCGCCUGGGAUGCCCGGACCCCCUGGCGUCCUGGGGCUGAAAGGAGACAAGGGCGAGCCGUGCGAGGUGUGUCCCACUGUCUCUGAGGGGAUGGUCAGUGCCACUGGGCUGCCUGGCAAGCCGGGACCCAGGGGAGCGCCCGGAGCACCUGGCAAGGAUGGGGUCUCGGACAGACCCGGCCCUGCGGGACCCAAAGGGGACAGGGGAGAUCCCGGCAUCCAUGGGAUAAAAGGGGAGAAGGGGGACUCCUGCCUGUCCUGUGAUCCCCGCGUCCUUGCUGCGCUACUGCGGGGUCCCACCGAGGGGCUUGAGGGUGUGCUGGGCGUUCGGCAGGGUGAAGCGGGGCUCCCCAGGCUGGCUGGCAUCAAGGGCGAGAAGGGGGAUGGCGGCCAGGAGGGACCCAUGGGCAGACCGGGGCUCCCGGGAGACAAAGGCAAUCCAGGCGUACAGGGGCUCAAAGGAGAGAAGGGCGAGUCGUGCGGGCAGUGCCCUCCCGCACCACAGGCCCUCGAAGGGGCAGCGACGGGGGGGCCGGGUCCGCCGGGGGAGAGGGGCCAGGGCGGCCCCCCAGGCAGAGCGGGCAGACCUGGUGAUGCUGGCCAGAAGGGACAGAAGGGGGACACAGGCAGCCCCGGGGACCCAGGCACCCCGGGCAUGGCUGGUCUCCCAGGGCUGUCGGGUGAGCCUGGCACCAGGGGUCCAGCCGGCCCCAAAGGCGAGAAGGGAGACACCUGCGAGCCCAGUCCCGCUCCGCAUGGGGACUUCUCGGAUGUGGUCGGCAUCCCGGGAAAACCCGGGGCCAAAGGGGACCAGGGCCCCCCGGGCAUCGGCCAGCCGGGCAGACCUGGACCACUGGCUGUCAUGGCCGAGAGGAACAUCGAGGUGCUGAAGACCCUCUGCGGGGACUGCACCCAGCUGCAGGCAGCCUUCGAAGCACCCAGCGGCGUCAAGGGGGAGAAGGGGGACGGGGGCAUGCCGGGCGCCCCUGGCAGCGAGAGCUGCGCCCGCUGCUUUGCCCAGUUCCCAAGAGCGGAGGCGGCUCGGGGUGACAGCCCUGACUCGGACUGUGUGGGUGAUCCCGGGCUGCCGGGUGCCCCGGGCAUCCCUGGCGAGAGAGGAGAGCAGGGCUCACCGGGACUGCGGGGACCCCCGGGGCCACCUGGGCCCAUCGGCCCCCCAGGCUUUCCUGGAACGCCUGGCGCACCCGGACUGCCCGGUCUUCAGGGGGAACGUGGCCCCACAGGGCUUGCCGGAGCCAAAGGGGAGCCGGGACCUCCAGGGCAGCCCGGCUACCCCGGUGCGACAGGCCCCCCCGGCCUUCCCGGCAUCAAAGGCGAGCGAGGCUACGUGGGCCCCCCCGGGGAGAAGGGGGAAUUGGGCCCCCCUGGCUUGGACGGCCUCCCCGGUCCCACGGGACCAGCGGGGCCAAGGGGUGAGCGUGGGCUCCCGGGCAGCGCCGGCGAGAAGGGGGACCAGGGUUUCCAGGGCCAGCCCGGCUUCCCGGGGCCGCCGGGCCCCCCCGGCUUCCCGGGGAAGGUCGGUCCGGCCGGGCCACCGGGGCCCACAGCUGAGAAGGGCAGUGAGGGCAUGCGUGGGCCCACGGGAAUGCCAGGGCCACCCGGACCCCCCGGACCCCCAGGCAUCCAGGGCCCUGCUGGCUUGGAAGGACUGGACGGCAAGGAUGGCAAGCCGGGGCUGCGGGGUGACCCCGGCCCCCCCGGGCCACCAGGGAUGAUGGGUCCUCCGGGCUUCAAGGGGAAAACAGGGCACCCGGGUCUCCCAGGACCGAAGGGUGACUGUGGCAAACCCGGCCCCCCGGGGAGCACAGGCCGGCCGGGAGCAGAGGGUGACCCUGGACCCAUGGGACCCCAAGGUCGUCAGGGACCCCCAGGGCACAUCGGCCCCCCCGGCAGCCCAGGGCAGCCGGGUCCCGCCGGCCUCGCCGGAGUGGGUCUGAAGGGCGAGCGGGGCUCUACAGGGGAGCGAGGUCUGCCAGGGAUGCCAGGACAGCCAAGACCCCCGGGCCACCCGGGACCACCGGGGGAGCAGGGACCAGACGGACCCGUCGGUAAAGAGGGUCCCCCAGGAAAACCUGGCAUCGUGGGACCGGCUGGCCAGAAGGGCGAAGCUGGAUCCCCUGGUGAGAGAGGCUACCCCGGGGAGAAGGGCAGAGCCGGCAUGCCCGGGGGGCCGGGGAAGAGUGGCUCCAUGGGCCUCGUGGGGCCGCGGGGGCCUGCGGGAGAGAGGGGCCCCCCCGGCUCACCAGGACCUGUGGGCAGCCCUGGCACCACCUUCGUGCCGGGGUCUCACCCCUCUCCAUCCACCUCUCCUCCAGGUGAGCCAGGCGCCAAAGGAGAGAAAGGAGAGAAAGGCGUGGGGGUGAUGGGGGACAGCGGCCCCCCGGGACCCCCAGGCUACGGGAAAAUGGGCCCCCCAGGCCCCGUGGGACAGCAGGGCAUCCCCGGCAUCCCCGGCCCCCCGCGCGCCCCGGGGCAGCCGGGGAAGACGGGGCCCGGCAGCCCGGCGGAGUGCCUGGGCGCCAUGCCCCUGGAGCAGCCCCUCUUCCAGCCCAAAAACGUCAAGGGCCCUUUCGGCUGA